This is a messenger RNA of Fusarium sp. VM40, 1173 nucleotides long. Lineage: Eukaryota; Fungi; Ascomycota; Sordariomycetes; Hypocreales; Nectriaceae. The record is from the annotation of a GenBank genome assembly.
AUGGCACCAAUUAGAGUCGGAUUUAUAGGUCUUUCGAAAUCCGGCUGGGCUCCUUUAGCACAUUUCCCAUACUUGAACGCCAGUAAGGAUUAUCAGAUCGUGGCUAUUUGCAACACUACUGUUGAGAGCGCGAAGGAAGCUGUCAAGUUGUAUAAUUUGACUACUGAGACGAGAACCUAUGGUGAUCCUGAGGGUAUGUCUUCCGCAUUCUAUCUCUGCAACUUCAUCCUCUUCUUUGCCGCACAUCUUACCAAAGACAACGAAGUCGAUCUCGUAGUCUGCUGCGUACGAGUUGAUCGCCAUUUUCCUACCUUAGCCCCGUCUCUGAAAGCUGGCAAAGAUGUCUAUGUCGAGUGGCCACUUGCUAAGAGCCUACCUGAGGCGAGGGAGUUCCUGAGAUUGAAGAAUGAGGGCGGUGUUAAGAAGGCCAUGGUGGGGUUGCAGGCUCGAAAAGCACCCGUAGUUGCCACAUUGAAUAAGGUGAUCGAGAGCGGCAAGAUUGGAGACGUGCUGAGUAGCAAUUGGACUGGGUACGGCCCGGAUGGUGGCCCGACUGUCACUGAAGCUUUCGAGUAUAUGGGCAGCAGAGCAAUUGGUGGUAAUCUUGUCACAAUUCAUCUGGGCCAUGUCGUGGAUUAUAUCCAGAGGGGCAAGUUUCCAUUCCUGGGCUACGGCUUUCAAACUCCACCAAAAUCCCUACUUGCCAAUCGUCGCAAGACAGUUCAACUAGUUACGCCUGACGGAAAUGUUCUCGAAGAGAAUCAUCCAAAGGACUCUGACGAUACAAUAUUCCUCGAUGGAACACUCAGUACUGGAAUCCCUAUCUCUCUGACUUUUCGUGGAGGCGACCCAUUUCCUGGUACGCCCGGUCUGGAUUGGCGUAUUUACGGCUCAAAGGGAGAGAUCCGCGUCACUGUUACUGGUUCUCUUCUCUCAAUUGGCUAUCUAGACGUGUUAGUUGAGCUCAUCGAGAAUGAAAAGACUGAAAAAGAGGUCAUUGAGGUGGAAGCAGAUGAGUUUGAUGAGAGAGACGAGUUUGGUAUAUGGGCUAGGAAUGUGGCCAGGGUUUACAAGGGGUUCUCCAAAGGGGAGGUCGUUUGUAGUUUUGAGGAUGCGGUUGAGAGACAUGCUUUUCUUGAUGGACUGUAUAGGGAGAAUGGUUAUCAUGGCUAA